Molecule: messenger RNA, 1368 nt
Organism: Aureococcus anophagefferens
Lineage: Eukaryota; Pelagophyceae; Pelagomonadales; Pelagomonadaceae
Exons: 1
Molecular function (GO): oxidoreductase activity, acting on the aldehyde or oxo group of donors, NAD or NADP as acceptor
Source: RefSeq, a predicted model, not a curated record
ACCUUCGACGUCGUCGACCCGUCGUCGGGCGCCGCCUUUGCGCGGGUGCCCGACGCGUCGGAGAGCGACCUCGACGACGCCGUGGCCGCGGCGGGGGCCGCGUUCCCGGCGUGGGCGGCGGCGCCCUGGGCCGCGCGCUGCGACGCGUUCGCGGAAGCCGCGGCCCUCCUCGAGGCGCGGCGCGACGAGUUCGCCGACGCGCUCACGCGCGAGCAGGGCAAGCCGCUGCGCGCGGCCCAGCACGAAAUCGACGCGUGCGUCGCCGGCUUCCGCGGCGCCUACCGGAGAGACGAGCCGCUCCUGCGGCCGCGCGCGACGCACGAGUCGGCGACGCACCGCUACGAGGUCCACGACGUGCCGCGCGGCGUCGUCGCGGCCAUCACGCCCUGGAAUUUUCCCAUGCUCAUGCUGAAGAACAAGCUGCUCGAGGCCUGCGUCUCGGGGAACACGAUCGUCCUCAAGCCGUCGCCGCACACGCCGCUGACGACGACCAUGUUCGCGGCGAUCGCCGGGGACGCGUUCCCCCCGGGCGUCGUCAACGUGCUGCCCGGGUCCGACGCGCUCGGCGCGGCGCUCGCGGCGCAUCGGGACGUCGCGACGGUGUCCUUCACGGGGUCCGUGGCGACGGGCAAGGCCAUCGCCGCCGCGGCCGCGCCCGCCCUGAAGCGCGUCGUCCUCGAGCUCGGCGGCAACGACCCCGCCCUGGUCCUGCCCGACGCGGACCUCGAGGCCGCCGCGCCGGCGAUCUUCCGCGCCGCGAUGCUCAACAGCGGCCAGGUCUGCGUCGCCGUGAAGCGCGCCUACGUGCACGCGUCGCGCCACGACGAGCUCGUCGACCGGCUCGCGGCGCUCGCGGCCAAGGCGCGCGUCGGCGACGGGCUCGCCCGGGGCGUCCAGUACGGCCCGCUGAACAACGCGGCGCAGCGCGACCGCGUCCGCGCGCUCGUGGACGACGCCGUCGCGGCGGGCGGCGCCGUCGCGGCCGGCGGCGACGCCUACGCGGGCGAAGACGGCUUCUUCUACGCGCCGACGAUCGUCGCGGGCGUCGCCGACGGCGCCCGGCUCGUCGACGAGGAGCAGUUCGGGCCCGCGCUGCCCGUGGUUUCCUACGACGACGUCGACGACGCCGUCGGGCGCUGCAACGCGUCGGACUUUGGGCUGUCGGCGUCCGUCUGGACGAGCGACGUCGACCGCGGCUACGAGGUCGCGAACCGCCUCGAGGCGGGCACGGUCGCCGUCAACCAGCACAUGGCCGGCCACGACACGCUGCCCUUCGGCGGCUUCAAGCACUCGGGCCUCGGCCGCGAGGGCGGCCGGGAAAUCGGCCUGCGGGAAUACACGGAGUACCGGUCCUGCGUCGUGCCGCGC